AUGCUAUUGCCCCUAAAGAACCUUCAACACGGUGAAGACGACGCCAAUCCCAAUCGUUCCGCUUCGAGUUGUUCGAUGACGCCAACGCGGAACCACUCCUCCAGGAUCAGCUCCAUCGACAGCCAGGAGGUAGGAGUCAUUAGACCAACUCCAGAGUCAGUCACCUUCCCAAAAACACCCAAUCCCGCUAUGAAACACAGAAAAUCGAGAGGAUUUCUCUCAUUUUUGUUUGGAAAACGAUUCCAGAAGACCAAGAAACAGGAUCAGGUAAAUGGUAACCACUUCUACUUAAAGGAACACGAUAUUAGGAGGCUAAUCCGCUUGUACUGCAAAUAUGACAACUUGUAUGACCAAAAAAACCCAUAUUAUGGAAACGAAGAGACCGAUGAGGAUUGCUAUAAUUACUUGGCGAGGUCGUUUCCUGGAAUCACGAGCUCUGAACUGAGAUCAUGUCUCGAGGAGCUAAGAAUGUCCUUCGAGCGGGAGUACACCAUUAUCGAAAGGGCACGACGGAACUCUGGAGAAAUUAUGAAGCCUUCAAUUUGGUACUACAAUGAGUUCCUUUUCCUGGUGCCUUAUCUCUGCAUCGAUUUUGAGAAAGAUCUUCUGGGCAGCGGAAACAGCUUGCUGUCCAUCGGAAGAGUUUUAUCUACGGAUCCGAAAAAUCAAAUGGUCACCACAAAGAUUUUGUCUCAUAACCUAACCAAUUUUACAGGGUUUCCUUUAGCUGCGUUUCCUGGAAACCUAUCGUGCUGCAGAAAGAUUGUCAAACAGAAUAGCGAUAUGGAAUUGCAGAAGCAAUCGAAGAUCACUGAGCAGGGAGAUCCGGAGAAAGAAAAAGAAAUAGAACAGGAGGCACAGGAUGCGCAGAAGAAAGAAAAACCUAAUGAUCAGGAGCAUAUCGACGAAAAAAGUUUAAAUGAGCAAGAGGAUCAGAAGGAAAAAAUCAGCGAGCAGGAGGAUCAGCAGCAGAAGGUGUCUUUUUCUCCUACAUCAGAACAGAAGGCCAUAUAUUACAGUGAAGAAGAUGCCAGCCAAAACAAAUCCAUCUCCAAAGUUUCCACCCAAUCUUCGUAUUAUGCCAAUGAGCGAGAUCUGAAAACCACCGAUCUAAUUUGCUCCUGCCAAUCAGAUGGAGCAACUGAAAAGCGGGCACCUACCUCAGAAUCCUCUCAAAAACCAGUUGCCUGUCCCUGGCGACCUAAAAAUUCUCCUUGUGUGCCCCAAUGUCAGGUAACAGGAUCACAGCCGAAUGUUAAAUCCCAACUCAGUUCCUCUCCACCGGAAAACUCUCCUCGUUUACCCAAAAGUCAGGACACAGGAUCUGAACCUACUCAAAAUCACGUUGCCUGCCCCUGGCAACCGAAAAACUCGGGAUGUGUGUCCGAAUGCCUGGUAGAUCUCCCGGGAUCCUCUCCAGAACCAUCUAUCCCAGUCGAAAAUAAAGCCUCUGAUCAAUCUGGAAAAAGCCAGCAAGUGCAGAUGCUUUGCGAUAUGAUACGAACCGAACUAACCGAUGCUCCCGAAUUUAUAUACUUCGACGCCAAGUGGCGAAUCAUAGAGAUUUUGAGGGACGUUCACAAGAGACAGUUAGUUGAUCAUAAAGGCAAGGCUCAGGGUAAUCCACGCCGACCAAUGCCGCCCAAAAAACGCACCUCUGGAGAGACCAAUUUAACGCAAAAAUAUCAACAGUACAAAUUGGAUAGAAGCACCCAGGAAAAAGGCAUUACGAGGAUCUGCGACCAUCUCAAGUGCAGUCACUGUCCCUACUGCUGCCGGCACAACUGAACUGGAACCAAAACCCCAUACAUCACUAUCAGCAAUAACCCUGACCGACUUAAUCUAGCGAUAAGUCAGCUCGAGCAACAAAACCACUUUCUCUCAGUCACAAAAGCAGUCGCACAUUGGA
This is a messenger RNA of Drosophila rhopaloa, 1909 nucleotides long. RefSeq lists its product as uncharacterized. The transcript has 2 exons. The coding region runs from base 1 to 1788 and encodes 595 amino acids. NCBI's taxonomy places the organism in Eukaryota, Metazoa, Arthropoda, Insecta, Diptera, Drosophilidae. The record is from RefSeq and is a predicted model, not a curated record.